Manihot esculenta (cassava) is the source of this 3160-nucleotide messenger RNA. Its product is annotated as TBC1 domain family member 8. Bases 843 to 2849 code for a protein of 668 amino acids. The transcript has 19 exons. The record is from RefSeq and is a predicted model, not a curated record. Lineage: Eukaryota; Viridiplantae; Streptophyta; Magnoliopsida; Malpighiales; Euphorbiaceae.
UCUUGAUGUUGUUGUGGCACGCGUUCUCUUCCUGAGUGUGUAUAUUUGAUCUGUCAAGUUCUGGCCCCCUACUGUCUGUGCAGUUCCCGGGCUUUACAUUAGUUGAAGUUCGUUGAAUUUGUUUUGAUUGCGUUGAUUGAGUUUGUUUUACUCAGGAUUUGCGGUUUUUUUUUCGUUUGAUUUUGUUGUUUGACGGGAAAAUGAGUGAUUGAUCAGUGAAUGUGGUGAUUUUUUUGGAUUUUGAUCAGUGUUACUGCCAUUGUGUGAUAUUGGAAUUAGUUUAGGACGUAAGUGUGAAUUGUGGAAUGUGGUGUUUUUUGGUUUAAGUAAGUUUGAGUUGAGGCAAUGGUGAACGAAAUGGGAAGUAGAAUCUAGUCUUUUAGGGGAAUAUAUUGUUGUCUAGUUGGAGUCGCCGAUCGUCGGUGUCAGAUUGCAGGGUAUUUUAUUGCGGAUGAACUUGAAGGGAUGCAUAUGGAUUUGCAGUGAGACCGCAGCAUGUAGAAAGAUACAGAGAAUAUGCUAAUAUCUACAAGGAGGAAGAGGAGGAAAGAUCAGACAGGUGGAACAGUUUCCUGGAGCUGCAAGCGGAGUCUGGACAAUUGCCUGUAAAUGGUUUAUCUUUGGUGGAUGAUAACAAGGCAUUGCAUUCUGAAAGAACAGAGCAGGAGACUGGUGAUGGUUUAGAGAAGGGUGAUGAUUUAAGCAGUGAGAAGGCUGGCCCUGAUGUUUCACCUAAAGAUCUUACUGAAAAUGAAGAGAAAAAGUUAAUAGCCAAUAAAAAAAUUCAUAGGGUCCAAAUAUGGUCUGAGAUUAGACCAUCCCUUCGUGCCAUUGAAGAUAGUAUGAGCAUCCGUGUCAAAAAGAAGGGCAAUCAACCAAAAGACCAGAGAGAGACCAAAAAAGAGCUUCCUUCUGAAGAUGCUACUUCAGCAAAAGCAGAGCCCGAAGAGGACUCUGAAGACGAGUUUUAUGAUGUGGAAAGGUCAGAUCCAGUUCAAGACAUCCCUUCCAGUGACAGUGUUAGUGCCGCUGCCAUAGUUGCUACUGCUGCUUGUAUAUUCCCUCUAGAAUCUUUGUUCCCCUGGAAAGAACUGGAGGUUCUUGUUCGUGGAGGUGUCCCAAUGGCACUUAGGGGCGAGCUCUGGCAAGCAUUUGUGGGUGUGAGAACACGUCGAGUGGAGAAUUAUUACCAGGAUCUACUUGCUUCAGAUUCUAUUUCAGGAAAUCAUGUAGAACAACAGUCUAACAGUGAUUCUAAGAGUUCAACUACAGAUCCUAUUUCCAUGACUGAGAAAUGGAAAGGGCAGAUUGAGAAGGAUUUGCCACGGACAUUUCCAGGUCAUCCCGCUUUGGAUGAUGAUGGAAGGAAUGCUUUGAGGCGGUUGCUUACAGCAUAUGCUCGGCAUAACCCCUCUGUUGGGUACUGCCAGGCAAUGAACUUUUUUGCUGCGUUUUUACUACUUCUGAUGCCUGAGGAAAAUGCCUUUUGGACACUAAUGGGCAUUAUUGAUGACUAUUUUGAUGGUUAUUAUUCGGAGGAAAUGAUAGAAUCUCAGGUUGACCAACUUGUUUUGGAGGAGCUAGUGCGCGAAAGAUUUCCUAAAUUGGUAAAUCAUCUGGAUUAUCUGGGAGUGCAGGUUGUGUGGGUUACUGGACCAUGGUUCCUUUCAAUUUUCAUGAACAUGCUUCCAUGGGAAAGUGUUCUACGAGUUUGGGAUGUGCUCCUUUUUGAAGGAAAUCGCGUCAUGCUAUUUCAGACUACACUUGCUUUGAUGGAGUUAUAUGGUCCUGCUUUAGUUACCACUAAGGAUGCAGGAGAUGCAAUCACUUUGUUACAGUCACUGGCUGGCUCAACCUUUGACAGCAGUCAACUUGUAUUGACAGCUUGCAUGGGUUAUCAAAAUGUGAAUGAAAUCAGAUUACAAAAGUUGAGAAAUAAGCAUCGACAUGCUGUUAUAAAUGUGGUUGAGGAAAGAACAAAAGGGCUUCAAGGAUGGGGAGAUUCACAGGAUCUGGCAUCAAAGCUCUAUAAUUUUAAGCAUGAACCAAAGUCAUUGUCAAUAGAGAUAGAUAAGCAGAAUAGUGGUGAUUUAUCUCAUUCAGGGUCUGGAAGAUCCACUAAUGCAGAUGAAGUUCUUAUAAGCUGGACAGGGGACAUGGAGAUAGACGGUGUUCCAGAUCUUCAAGAUCAGGUAGUGUGGUUGAAGGUUGAAUUGAGCAAGUUGCUAGAGGAGAAAAGAUCUGCUAUACUCAGGGCAGAAGAGUUGGAGACUGCUUUGAUGGAAAUGGUCAAGCAAGAUAAUCGACGGCAACUAAGUGCUAGGGUUGAACAGUUAGAGCAUGAGGUUUCUGAGCUGCGGAAGGCCCAUGCUGAUAAACAGGAACAAGAAAAUGCCAUGCUUCAGGUUUUAAUGCGGGUAGAACAAGAGCAAAAGGUAACAGAAGAUGCUCGUAGAUAUGCUGAACAAGAUGCGGCUGAACAGAGAUGUGCUGCUCAAGUUCUUCAGGAAAAGUAUGAAGAAGCCAUGACAUCAAUAGCUGAAAUGGAGAAAAGAGUGGUCAUGGCAGAAUCAAUGUUGGAGGCUACAUUACAGUAUCAAUCUGGACAACUUAAAGCCCAACCUUCACCAAGAUCCUCUAACUCAUAUUCACCACAAAGCAAUCAAGAGUCUGCACAAGACAUUCCCACAAGAAAGAUUGGUUUGCUAGCUAGACCAUUUGUGCUUGGUUGGCGUGACCAAAAUAAGCAGGCGAAACCAAAUGCUGAGGAGGCGAACAAUACCAAAUCAUCCAAUGAGGUACAGGGUCCAAGCACUGAGCAGAAGGUCGCAAAUGGCAUUUCAGUUUAAGGUAAGGAGUAGAGACUUGCAGGUUUUUCAUAAUGAUAUUCUACAAAUGUGAAAUCUCUCAAGUUGCUGUUGGUGAGGUUGAUAUAUUGUGUGUAGUAGUGCAAUUUCAGGAAGAGCAUGGUAUAGAUUUUUUUUAAAAAAAUAUAUAUAUAAUUCUUUGACCUGUAAUUUUUGAAUCAGACAGCACUAUAGAGUUACAUCCAUUCAUUGUUUGUGCAUUAAACUGUAAUAAUUGUCGCAUGGUGAUGAAGAAUGUAAAACAGUCAUGAGAUUCAAAUAGUGAAAACAUUUUGUAUGAUCUUUUUCAAUUA